Messenger RNA from Zasmidium cellare ATCC 36951, 1011 nucleotides. RefSeq lists its product as uncharacterized. Gene Ontology annotation, molecular function: protein serine/threonine phosphatase activity. Gene Ontology annotation, biological process: mitotic cell cycle; peptidyl-serine dephosphorylation. Gene Ontology annotation, cellular component: cytosol. The transcript has 3 exons. Bases 1 to 1011 code for a protein of 336 amino acids. NCBI's taxonomy places the organism in Eukaryota, Fungi, Ascomycota, Dothideomycetes, Mycosphaerellales, Mycosphaerellaceae. The record is from RefSeq and is a predicted model, not a curated record.
AUGGAGGCUGCCGCAUUGAGGCAGCCAGUCGGCGAUACGACCAUGGAGGACGCUGGGAAGGUAGAGCACAGCUUGGGAGCAGCUGUCGAUCCGCCCUCAAUACCGACUCUGGACGGCUGGAUCGAGAGCCUCAUGACCUGCAAACAGCUCGCCGAAGACGACGUUCGAAGACUGUGCGAAAAGGCGCGAGAGGUACUGCAAGACGAGUCGAACGUACAGCCUGUCAAGUGCCCAGUCACAGUCUGCGGCGAUAUCCACGGUCAAUUCCACGACCUGAUGGAGCUGUUCAAGAUCGGCGGCCCGAACCCAGACACCAACUACCUCUUCAUGGGCGACUACGUCGAUCGUGGAUACUUCUCCGUCGAGACCGUCACGCUGCUCGUCGCGCUCAAGAUCCGCUACCCACAGCGCAUCACCAUCCUGCGCGGCAACCACGAGAGUCGGCAGAUCACGCAGGUCUACGGCUUCUACGACGAGUGCCUGCGCAAGUACGGCAACGCGAAUGUGUGGAAGUUCUUCACGGACCUCUUCGACUACCUCCCCCUGACCGCUCUCAUCGACAACCAGAUCUUCUGCUUGCACGGUGGACUGUCUCCCAGCAUCGAUACGCUCGACAACAUUCGCGCGCUCGACCGUAUCCAAGAGGUGCCGCAUGAGGGACCCAUGUGCGAUCUUCUGUGGUCGGAUCCUGAUGAUAGAUGCGGAUGGGGAAUCAGUCCGAGAGGUGCUGGAUACACUUUCGGGCAGGACAUUUCGGAGGCGUUCAAUCACAACAAUGGCUUGACGCUGGUGGCACGAGCACAUCAGUUGGUGAUGGAGGGAUACAACUGGAGUCAGGAUCGAAACGUUGUCACUAUCUUCUCUGCACCAAACUACUGCUACCGUUGUGGUAACCAAGCGGCCAUCAUGGAGAUUGAUGAGCAUCUCAAAUACACCUUCCUACAAUUCGACCCCUGCCCACGCGCCGGCGAGCCCAUGGUGUCCCGCCGGACGCCAGACUACUUCUUGUAA